This is a messenger RNA of Alosa sapidissima (American shad), 2679 nucleotides long. Its product is annotated as carcinoembryonic antigen-related cell adhesion molecule 20-like. The record is from RefSeq and is a predicted model, not a curated record. The coding region runs from base 622 to 1869 and encodes 415 amino acids. Lineage: Eukaryota; Metazoa; Chordata; Actinopteri; Clupeiformes; Clupeidae. The transcript is spliced from 10 exons.
UUAUGGUUGGUAUGUUUAUGGUGUUGUUAAUUUAAAACUGAUCAUUUUGUCAUUGUUGAUAUUUAAUAUUGUUGUUGGUAUUAUUGUUAUUACUAUGCUUAAUUUAGGCUUUUCAACAAUAUUUUGUUUUAUAUUAUUAACUGUAAUGAUUAUGUUCAUAUUCUGUAAGGUGCUUUGGACAAAAGGGUCUGCAAAAUACCAUAUCAAUAACCAUAAAGAUGACAAAAACUACUGAAUUCCAUAAUUCAAAUUUGUUAGCUGGCUGUUUUUCAUGUGAAUAUUUUUGAGUCUUUAACCACAAGAUGUCAGUACAUAUUUGGUAAUCAUUUCUUACGCUCUCUGUUGUCUGGGAUUUAUGGGAUGUUGACAGAGCAAUUUUUUGAAGACCUUUGCCUCCAUGAUAGUGUAAGUGUUACCGUCCAUGUACCUUAUCUAUAAGUGUGUUUCCCUCUUCCUGAUGAUGUUUUUUAUGUCAAAAAACGUUGGCGUACUGUUGUCCAUUUUGUUCUUGGAAGUCUGACGGUGACUACAUGAUUUUGUUUAGUUAGAUAGGCUUAUAUGUAAAUGUAUAACAGAAUCAGGGAAGACCAAGGAUUAGUUACCUAAUACUCAACUUCCUGAAUGGAUCUGCACAUCUCAUUGACGGUGUUUACUGUGUUAUUUCUUUCAGCUGCUGGCUUGUGUUCAUGCCAAAAUGAGUUACUGCUGGAUGGGCCUCUGGAUGGAGAAGUAGGAGGGAGUGUGGUGUUCACCCUCAUCAACCCUCCAUCUGCACCACCUACAAAAAUCACCUGGACUUGUCCAAGCAAUACAGUGAUCAUCACUUCACUUGGUGAUACAGAGAUGAUACAUCCUGAAUAUAUUGGCAGAGUCUCUGUGAACAAAACCACGGCUUCACUGGAUCUCAGGAGCCUGACUCUCCAUGACACUGGGGAGUACACUGUGAACAUCACUGUAUCCAGCAGUGGUGUAGAACAAUUUGGGAAAACCUCACUGGCAGUGUUCGAGAGAAUAUCUACAUCUCCUAUCAUAAGCACUGGGGGCACCCUCAUAGCGGGCAACAGCUCUGUCAACUUGACCUGUGAUGCCCAGGGCACCAUCAUCACCAGAGAGUGGACAAAGGAUGGAACACCUCUGUUUCCUAGCAACAGCACCACCUUUUAUGAGGAUAACAGAACACUGUCCAUCAGCCCAGUAGAGAAGGAGGACAAUGGGCAGUACACAUGCACAGUCAGUAAUCCUGUCAGCUCUGUUAGUGAGAACCACAACCUUGUGGUCAAAUAUGGGCCAGAGGAGAUUGUUAUUAUUGGCACAAAAGCAGUAGAUACUGGCAAUUUCAUUCAUUUGACCUGUCUUGCUAAGUCCAUUCCUGAGAGCAUCUACACUUGGGCUUUUAAUGGGACAGAAAUAUCCGGAGCUUCAUACAUUAAAGAGCAGAGUGGACAUGAAGACAGUGGGAAGUACACCUGCACUGCUAGGAACAGCAUCACCAAUCUCAGUCAAAAUACAUAUGUCGAUGUGUCAGUCACAGAUCAGAAGGAAGUGAAUAGCUUGUCCGCUGGAGCCAUAGCUGGAAUAGCAGUGGCAUGUUUGGUUUUUGGUUUGGCAGUUGGGGCUGGAGGUUCUUUCUUUGCAAUGAGAAAAAGGAAUGUCUCUGGAAAUUCCAGAAAAAAAGAUGCCCAGGACAGUCCAUUUGCCCCCCCGUCCACAAGUAAUGAUGCUGCUUCGCAUGUCUAUGUAAACAGUAGAGUAGCUCAAGAAUUAAACAUGAGGACAAAUUCAGGCACUGUUGCUCCAAAUGAUCAUAUUUAUGACAGACGUUUGUCUUACAAAUCUGAUCCAAUUGACGAGCCUUUGUAUGUAAACUAGUAUAAUAUGACCACUUCAUGGACUAGCCACAUACCACGUGAAAAAAAUAAAGAAUGCUUCCCAAGUCCUUCCCCUUUUCCUGCAACUCCUUUUAAACUGAACAUUUAAUUGUAAUUGAGAAAUAUUCACAGAUUUUCUUUUUCUAUUGAGUGUCUUAUGUUCUUUCAUAUUUAUUUACACAAAGAACGUUUGUCUGCCCCUCCCACACAUCCAGGAAAUGAUAAUAAAAUGGAAUGACAGUCAAAGGUAGGCUACUGGGCAAUGAAAUGAGUGUACGGGUUGAUUAUUAUCUAAAAUUAGACCAUUAGUUUCUUCUAUGAUAUGAAUUGGAUUGGACUGGAUAUUUUUAAUGUCCCUGAGGGGUAAUUUGGUUCAUAGAAAACGAUAUGAGAUAGUAUUUAGGACAUAACACACAUAUUCAAAAUGUAAAAUCACAUAGACUUGUGGAAGAUUGUAAUAUGUUCCAAUUUAAAUGUAAACAUAAGCAAUGAUAAACAAAUGCAAGUUGAUCUAUAAUUUGUUAAGAAACCCAACAGCUGAUGGGACAAAUGAUGUUAGGUAUCUGUUAGACCUGGCCCGCUUACCUCCUCCCUGAUGGCAGGAGGCAAAACUCUGAGUGGAGUGGGUGGUUGGUGUUUGCCAAAAUGGCCAGUGUGGCUCUGCCUGCCCAAUGCUGUCCAGGUUAGUGCUAGUGAUCUUCUGGCAGAGAGUAACAAUUUUACAGAGUCUAAUUUUGUUUGUCACUCAGUUGCCAAACCAGCAUAUCAUAUCAAGUCAAAACUGAUUCAAUAAAAGAAGAGUAAAACAUUU